This is a messenger RNA of Diorhabda carinulata, 414 nucleotides long. Its product is annotated as H/ACA ribonucleoprotein complex subunit 3. The transcript has a single exon. Gene Ontology annotation, biological process: rRNA pseudouridine synthesis; ribosome biogenesis; snRNA pseudouridine synthesis. The coding region runs from base 130 to 324 and encodes 64 amino acids. Lineage: Eukaryota; Metazoa; Arthropoda; Insecta; Coleoptera; Chrysomelidae. Gene Ontology annotation, molecular function: telomerase RNA binding; box H/ACA snoRNA binding. The record is from RefSeq and is a predicted model, not a curated record. Gene Ontology annotation, cellular component: box H/ACA snoRNP complex; box H/ACA telomerase RNP complex.
ACUUUCCGCCUUUCACGUCAUUUGUCACGGUAAACAGUGUCGUUCAGCAUUGUUUGAAAUCUUGUUGAAUUUUUUUUUAACUAGGAAUUGUUUAUAAACACGUAAAAAAUCAAAUUUUAUCGUGUCAAAAUGUAUUUGAUGUACUAUUUAGACGAAUCUGGUAAUCGUGUCUACACUCUAAAGAAACUCGAUCCAAGUGGCAAACCCACGAUGUCUGCUCAUCCAGCAAGAUUUUCACCUGAAGACCGAUAUUCUAAAGAAAGAAUAAUAAUGAAAAGUCGAUAUUCGUUGUUAAUGACACAAAAACCUAGUCCGGUAUAUUGAUAAAACGAAUAAGUACAUUUUUAUUUAGAAUAAGUUAGGUUAAGUUUGUACCAUGUGUGAAAUUUAAAUAAAAUGAUUUUGUGAGAAAAA